Molecule: messenger RNA, 1911 nt
Organism: Magnusiomyces paraingens
Lineage: Eukaryota; Fungi; Ascomycota; Dipodascomycetes; Dipodascales; Dipodascaceae
Exons: 1
Coding region: 1-1911 (636 amino acids)
Biological process (GO): glycerol catabolic process
Cellular component (GO): cytosol
Molecular function (GO): ATP binding; glycerone kinase activity
Source: RefSeq, a predicted model, not a curated record
AUGAAACAAUUCCCCUAUGAUUCUACCACUGACGUGGUACUCCCCGCACUUAAAUCCCUUGUUCGCAGCAAUCCCAACUUAACGUUAUUGGAGCGUGAAAAGGUGGUGGUGCGCUCUGCUGACACCUACAAUGAGCGCAAGGUUACACUUAUUUCCGGUGGUGGAUCAGGCCACGAACCCACCCACGCUGGACUUGUAGGCCCUGGUCUUUUGGACGCUGCAGUUUGCGGCCAAGUUUUUGCUUCUCCAUCCACCAAACAAGUACUUGCCGGAAUCGAGGCUCUUGUCCCCUCAUCGCUUGGAACCCUUGUUGUGGUGAAAAACUAUACAGGUGAUGUGAUCAAUUUCGGUCUGGCGGCCGAGCGCGCACAGUCUAACGGAAGAAAGGUUCGUGUGGUUGUGGUCCAGGACGAUGUGGCAGUGGGCCGCAAGAAGGGUGGUCUUGUGGGCCGCCGUGGAUUGGCAGGAACUGUCCUCGUGCACAAGAUUGCAGGUGCAGCAGCCCAGCGCUCUGGUAAGGAACCUGAAAAAUACACACUUGAUGCUGUUGCCAAUGUUGCCCAAUCAGUCGCAGAUAACCUUGUGACGGUAGCAGCUUCGCUUGAACACUGCAAUGUCCCUGGCAGAGCCUUUUCUACAAGUUUGGGUGCUCAGGAAAUGGAGAUUGGCAUGGGCAUCCACAAUGAACCUGGUGCUAAAAAGCUCGAAAGCAUUCCUACAGUUAAGGAGCUUAUUACCAAGGAGCUUCUUCCUCUGCUCUUAAAUCCCAAGGACGAAGAUCGUGCCUUUGUUCCUUUUGAAAAUUCAAAUAAAAUUGUUUUACUUGUCAACAACCUGGGCGGUCUUUCUAAUCUAGAAACACACUACAUUGCCAAUGCUGCUGUGUCAGCUCUUAAAAGUCAAUACAAGAUUACCCCUGCCCGAGUUCUUGUUGGUACCUUUAUCACAGCUCUUAACGGUCCUGGAUUUUCUCUUACUCUUCUCAAUGCUUCUCGUGCAUCACUCGAACUUCAUGCUCAUGUCCCAAGUCUCGUUGGCAUUUCUAUUACUGAUUUGCUUGAUGAGCUUGCAAUUGCACCCGGCUGGUCCGUUUUACCUCUUUUGUCCGACAGUGCGAAAUACGCAGCUGAUGGUACCGAAAGCAAUGUUCAACCUCAAGCGUCUCUUCCUGAGCGCGAGGCUGCCUCUGUGGUUGUGAAGACCCAAAACGCAGCUGCAAUUAUCAAGGCUGGUCUUAAAAGUGUAGUCAAGGUGGAGCCCCAAGUUACCAAGUACGACACUGUUGCUGGUGAUGGUGACUGUGGUGAGACCCUAGUUAACGGUGCCAUUGGCAUUAUGCGUGGUUUAGGCGAGGAUUCUGCAAAAGACUUGGCUACAGUUGGUAUUGUUAAGGAUGAAGCUGAGGAGGACCCGAUACCUGUUGACAAGAUCCGAUUGGACAACGCGGUUGAAACUAUUACAGACAUUGCGAGCAUUGUUGAAGAUUACAUGGGAGGCACAAGUGGUGGUCUCUAUGCCAUUUACUUGCACGCUUUAGCCAGAGGACUGGCAAAGGCAGCCACUAGCGCCACAGACAUGUCGAUUCCUUUACUGGUAAAGGCUACAAAAGAUGCUCUCAGCGCUCUGCAAAAGUACACGCGUGCGGCUCCUGGUGAUCGUACACUUAUGGACGCGCUUGUUCCGUUUGUAAAGACCUUGGCUGAAACCGAAUCACUGGAAAAGGCCGUUGCAGCAGCUCAAGAAGGAGCUGAUUCCACACGCAAGCUCGAAGCCAAGUUUGGUCGCGCAUCGUAUGUGGCCAAAGAAGAGCUGGCACAGUUUGACAAGGAAGGUGGGCUUCCUGAUCCUGGUGCCUUUGGUCUGGCAGCUCUUUUGCAAGGCCUGCUUUCUGGGUACAAGAAUUCUAUUUAA